Drosophila eugracilis is the source of this 183-nucleotide messenger RNA. RefSeq lists its product as uncharacterized. Lineage: Eukaryota; Metazoa; Arthropoda; Insecta; Diptera; Drosophilidae. The transcript has a single exon. The record is from RefSeq and is a predicted model, not a curated record. The coding region runs from base 1 to 183 and encodes 60 amino acids.
AUGAUUUUUGUAUUCAAAUGCGGAUUGAUCCAACCAGUUUGGUCACUUCCUCGAGGACCCAAGGGAGUGUCCUGUGAAUGGCAGAACGCAUAUCCUGCUGACGGCAGGAUUGGCCCAUCGCCCAUCGGUCAAGCUGAAUGCGAAUCUCAUUCAAAAUGGCCAAUGUCCCAUGUUCGGCUUUGA